Loxodonta africana (African savanna elephant) is the source of this 1364-nucleotide messenger RNA. RefSeq lists its product as uncharacterized. The record is from RefSeq and is a predicted model, not a curated record. The transcript has 2 exons. Lineage: Eukaryota; Metazoa; Chordata; Mammalia; Proboscidea; Elephantidae. Bases 248 to 1282 code for a protein of 344 amino acids.
GCCUCAGCUGAUGACGUCUUCGCGCUGCCCCCUCCAAGCCUCGAGCCAGAGGCGCCCCAUGUUUUAGUCUCUGCGCUCCUACCUUCGGGCCUAGGACUGCGGUCUUGGUGAGCCAUUCUCCGGCCUGUUCGCGUCGGAGCAGCUGGGGACUGUGCAGCGCCCCGCGUGCCGGUAACUUAAAAUACUCAGAAACUUUCCUAGAACGUCUGCAGAGGAUUCCCUCUACAAGCCUAAUCGAAUCAGACAGAUGGCGACUGGUUCAGAUGACGACGCGGUGCCUGUGCACCCUUUUUCCAGAGAGGCCAAGAGGAUCGUUGCUCUGCCUGCUGCUGACAGACAUCGGCUUGCCCUGGCAAUGCUAUACUCUCCAGAAAUGAGGCGAAAACGAACUAUCAGGACCCUGUGCAUGACUAUCUUAUCUGCUGUUUUCCCAACCUUCAAAGGUCCUGUCGUCAAGGUCACCCCUGUCAUUACUGGAGAAGCAGUUACUUGGCAAAUGCAGUUAUAUGGCACCCCUCAGCUGUCAAUCCCUGAAGUUCCCGAUGAUCCGGAACAUAGGCUUGGAUUAUACCAUGCAACGCUGAACAUUCUCAUCGCCUUGUUCAAGGACUCACGGGACAAUAGCCAUAUGAGGACUGCAGAAAACAGGUUCAAAGCGUUCAAGGUGGCAGUCAAUACAGACAUGGAGCACACACCGUAUCCUGCUAUUAAUGUGUCUGCUUAUGUCAUCUACUUGUCUCUUCAGCCCUGGUGUCAUAGAGUCUUGCGUAGAAUUUUAAGUACCAGAUUCACAGGUCCAGCUGAACAGAUGAUGGUGCAAGUCCAUAUGGUGGCUCGAUGGUCACAGAUGACUACUCUCAGUGCUAUUAAGAGGUUCCUUAACGAGUGUGAUUCGAGCCUGAUCCUAAUACCUGAAGUAAAAGAGGAGAUACCCAAGUUCUAUGAAGCAUAUGAGAGACUUCGUGAAAAAACUGGAGAAUGGUUUCCUUAUGCCAAGGCAAUCAAACACCCUGAAGCCCAGAAGGUGAAGACGGCAGCAUUUCCAAACCUGGCAUCUGCAGCUCUGUACCACGCAGCAGAGACAACACCAACUAUGCGCAACUAUAGAGCAGGGAAACACAUUAGGGGAGGGCUCCCUGAAAGCACACUCAAAAGUGCUUUUGAGCGUAAAAUCUCACGCGAAGAGCGGGCAACACUACACUCCCUAUGCAUCAGCGGUGAGGUGAGUGACCAAGUGUCACAGACACCGACAGAGGCAGAGUCAUCCACGGAUGAUGAUUAAUGAGUUUUUGUUGCUUAAAAAAAAAAUCCGUAACCCCCCCCCCCCAAACAAACAAAUAAGAAACACAAACCCAAAAAAGAAA